UUUCCCGCUGCAGCUGGCAGAGCUGCGCUGACACCAUUAGCCGAGGGCGGUGUCACUUUCCCAUCCUUGCCAAAGGUGAGUGCAGGGAUGCCAGGGAUGCCGAGCAAGUCAGAGAGUGAACAGGUUGAGGUCAGGUGAGUGCCCGGGGCGGGCAGGGCGGUGAAGACAAACCCUGGCAGAGCAGCAGCUGCUGCUGAGAACUGUGCGCAGGAAUGGAAAAAUUAAGCAGAUUUCCGCAACUGCCAAGCCCGAUUGUUAACUCCCGUGUGAGCACAAGGCGCACCGAGGCCUGGGGCUCUGCUAGGAGGGAUUUGUGUGAGUAGCACCUAAACCACAGAUCACGUGGAGGCCCUUCCGCCCUCGCCCUGCUCGGAGCGGGGCAGCGGGGCCAGGCACGGGGCUCGGCAUACCCGGGCAUGGCACAGCGCUCACCCUGAGCCUGGCACGGCACAGAGCUCACCCUGAGCCGGGCACGGGGCUCGGCAUACCCGGGCAUGGCACAGCGCUCACCCUGAGCCUGGCAUGGCACAGCGCUCACCCUGAGCCGGGCACGGCACAGCACUCAUCCCGAACCCCAGGAGCUGCCCUGAGCCUCGCACGGCGCAGCAUUCACCCUGAACCUGGCACAGCGCUCACCCUGAGCCCCGGGAGCUGCCCCACGCCCGGCCAAGGCACAGCGCUCGCCCAUAGCUCGGCACGGCACGGCGCUCACCCUGAGCCCGGCACUGCGCACCCCGAGCCCCGCAUGGCCCUGCGGCGGCUCCUGCAGCCCAGCUCCAGCUGCAGCUCCUGCGAGGAGCCGGCCCCGCCCGCGGACGGCAGGAGGAUGCAGCACCUGGCCAGCACGGUGGGCACGCUGCCCCGCGGCCGCAGGCAGCUUGCCCUGUCCAGAUCCAUCUCCUUGGGCGACCCCACCAAGCCACAGAGGAACUCCGUUUCUAUAUUAAAAGAAGAUAAAGAGACGUUUGGGUUUGAAAUCCAGACCGUCAGGUUCCCACACCAGAAUGAUUUCUCCCUGGAGGUGUGCACGUGUGUCUGCAGGAUCCAGGAGGAGAGCGCUGCCCACCGCUCUGGCCUCCAGACUGGUGACAUCCUCACCUGUAUCAACGGCGUCAACGUCGAGGGCUUUGGGCACAAGCAAAUAGUGGACUUGAUAAAGUCUUCAGGGAACUACUUGAGGUUAGAGACUGUCAACGGGGCCUUCUUCCUGAGGAAAAUGGAGCUGGAGACCAAACUGCGGGCUCUCAAGCAGGCGCUGCACCAGCGCUGGGGAGAGCUGCGGGCGCUGCUGGCCCGGGAGCGGCUCCUGCUGCACGGGGAGGUGAACGACAACGCCCUGCUGGGCUCGCUGGAGCCGGUAGAGCCGGGCUCGGUUGGCGGCUGCAGCUCGCCGGGACCCUUCCUGCCGGGCAAUCCGCGCCUGUCCAGCGAGAGCAGCUCCCGCAGCCGGCUGAGCUCCAUGACGGUGGGCAGCGAGGACAGCUUCUACCAGGGCAGCGCCGCCGAGGACUGGGCUGCGGAGAGCCUGAGCCGGCAGUCCAGCCUGGACGAUGACUGCGUGUUCCGCAGGGACGGCAGCGGGGCCGCGGGCAGGGCCUCGGUGCGGCGGCACCGCAGCAUCAGCCUGGCCAGCAGCGGCUCCGCGUCCCCGCUCUGGGACAGCGGCAGCGGCUCCAGCGGCUUCGGCACCCUCCCGCGCAAGAGCCGCAGGGCCAGCGUGCGGAAACACCUCCUGAAAUUCAUCCCGGGCUUCCAGCGCGCCGUGGAGGAGGAGGAAAGCCGGGUCUGAUGUCACAGUGUCACCCUCGAUGGCCUGGGGCUGCCCCAUGGGGCACACGGCGGUGGCACCUCGGGGCACUCAGACAGCAGCUCUGAUCAGAGCCACACACCUCUGGGGUUUUAAUGAUUUUCGUUUUCAAUCAGAGCACGCUGCGGACCUCUUCUUCAUUAGCGUGAAAAAUGAGCGACUCCAAAAUGUGAAGAACCUUUGCAGAACUUCCUCAGCGAACUCUACUGUUAAUAACAGUUUUUAAUUGAAUGCGAAAUUGAUAGCUAUUUAUUUCCUGUUACCGGAGUCAGUGUCUUCCAAAGGUCUUUA
Molecule: messenger RNA, 2098 nt
Organism: Zonotrichia leucophrys gambelii
Lineage: Eukaryota; Metazoa; Chordata; Aves; Passeriformes; Passerellidae
Gene: CYTIP
Product: cytohesin 1 interacting protein
Exons: 8
Coding region: 746-1789 (347 amino acids)
Biological process (GO): regulation of cell adhesion
Cellular component (GO): cell cortex
Molecular function (GO): protein binding
Source: RefSeq, a predicted model, not a curated record